Messenger RNA from Planococcus citri (citrus mealybug), 2217 nucleotides. RefSeq names its product oocyte zinc finger protein XlCOF7.1-like. Lineage: Eukaryota; Metazoa; Arthropoda; Insecta; Hemiptera; Pseudococcidae. The coding region runs from base 473 to 2125 and encodes 550 amino acids. The record is from RefSeq and is a predicted model, not a curated record. Gene Ontology annotation, cellular component: nucleus. Gene Ontology annotation, molecular function: DNA-binding transcription factor activity, RNA polymerase II-specific. The transcript is spliced from 6 exons. Gene Ontology annotation, biological process: regulation of transcription by RNA polymerase II.
GCGCAAGGUUUUCGUAAUCGCGAAGUUGCAUGCGCGAGCGCUCUCUAUUAUUCACAGCGCGAGAAAUGUACGAACUACGUAGAUUCAAGAGCAUCGCUAUAGAAUCGCGAAGUUACAUGCGCGGCGCCCUCUACAAAUUCUUCAAAACCUGGCGUCCGAAACGCGACUGGUUUUGAUUUAGUCCCGCUUUGAGUGCGAAGUCUUCCCUCUACUGUCUAUAGUAAAAAUAAGUGAAAUACGAUAAUACGAAAAUUAUGGAAAUCAAACAUUAUGAGUUGAAAAACUGACUUAUUAGUGAUAGUUACUAUCACUUUCAUUGACGUGCCUUUUCUACGUGAAGUUUCUAUUGCUUCUGAAGUUCUGAUACUUUCUGUAGUAAUCGCGAUAUUAAUUUAAUUAGCCUACGUUUCAAAUUUCUAUCAAGACAUUGCACUUCUAAUAAAUUUGUGCAAAAACAAUCAUCAUUUCAAUCAUGGGUGGUAAACGCUCCAAGUUUUUUAGUGCAAUGGCCUGCUUCUUUACAAACGACCAGAAAGGGAAACCAGUGAAAAAAGCAGCUCCUGCCCGGAAGACUAAAUCUGAUAGAAAUCACGACAUUCUCACCUCCACUAACAUUCCUUUCAUUGAAUCAAAACCAAAACGUCAACGGAUUGAAUCAGCUAAGCCUAAAACUGCGCCAGAAAUUAUCGACUUGACGACGGAAAAAACCACUUCGUUAGUCCCGAUCGAAAUACAUAUUCUCGACGAAUCUAAAAAAACAUCGAAGAUUUUCUUGCAAUGGGAAGUAGAUCCCCUUGAAAUAAACGAUGGUUCCAGCACCGACCACUCUUCCAGCUCCGGAACUAUCACAAAAACUGAAAAAAUAUCGGAAGAUGAUCUCUUUGGAACAAUAUCAUUAAAAAAUGAACAAUUAGUAGAUAAUUCGAUAUCCGUCGAAAACAUGUUGGUUGAAAAACAAUUUGAUGAGUUUAAAAACGAUGUUACGAUGCUUAAACAGUCCAUUUGCGAUGAUGUCGAUUUAUCAUUGUUACCUCGAGGAAGUCAUGGAGCUGAGAUCAUUAGCUGUAGUGAUGGCAUGAUGAACGAUAUUAUAAAAGAAACUGAAACGGACAUCAAAGAAAAAAAGCCCAAGUUGAAUAAAGUGAAAAGUUCGGUGAAAGGAAGAAAAAAACGAGACGAUUUUCACGCUUCGAAAAUAAUACCAAUGAACGGGCUCGGUGCAUACUUUUGUUCUUUGUGCGAAAUCCAGCUAAAUGACUUGAGGAUGGUUAAAACUCAUUUGAGAAAAUGUAAACGCGUUAAACCUCGUUUUACGUGUAACCUUUGUGACAAACGAUUUCAAUGGAAAACAGUUCUAAACGCCCAUCUUAAAGAGCAUUUCGACGAUAAUAAUUUAGACGCAGACGUGAUCACAGAUCAAACCAAACCCGAUAUUUCAAUCAAAUGCGAACCUGAGCUAGAUAUUGCCAAAUUUUUAGACCUUGGUAAAGAUGAUCACGAAAGUUUCAACUACUUAGAGCAGAAGCUGAAAUGCAACAGUAGCACGGUUCAUUCAUCUUUAAUAAAACUGAUCACCGAUACCGAUCCCGAAAAAGUUAAUUUAGCUUGUGCGUAUUGCGAGGAAUGCUUCGAGUCGCAGAUAUCUUUAGUGGAGCAUUGUCGUACUCACAUGACUGAUCGGUCGUUUAUAUGUAACAUUUGUGGGACUGUAUUCAAGUCUAACUCGAGUUUGGUGUAUCAUACACGUAUUCAUUUUCGAAUGAUACGUAACCGAAAGAAGAAAGACUCGGUACCUUUCAUCAAAUACAUCUUGAGAUUGCAUUCGUGUAAAGAAUGUGAUAAAUCGUAUGUUUCCUGGUCAGCACUCAAUCAACAUCAACGUACUGUUCAUCCUGGUACAGCUGAGCAUCUUUGCGAGACUUGCGGUAAAAUUUACGCUAGCAAAGGUCAUUUAAAACAACAUGUAAAUCGAUUUUGUGGUGAGAAAAAAAGGACCAAGGCCACUAAGGGUAAAUUCACUUGUAAAAUGUGUGAUAAGAGGUUUUACAAAGAUACCACCCUGCAGAAACAUGAAUUAAAAGCUCAUUCGUUGCUCGAUGAAAGAUUACGUACGAAUGUAGGAUAGCGAGUAAAAUAUUAAUCAAAUUAGUGUAAUUUUUACGAAGAUAUGUAACGGUAUAUUUCAAGUAAAAUAUAAUAAUACAACUUAUUUUGAAA